AUGGUGAAUCUGCUUUCCAUUGCUGAUAUCAAGCCAAAAAUGAGGGGUUGGUCAGCGCAUAUUAUUGUUCAGGAAAAAAUGCAUAUCGCUUCUUCACAGAAAUCCCCUACAAGAUACCAAAAAUUUGUUUUCUCUGAUGACCAGGGAUCAAGAGUUGAGGGAAUUAUGUUUAAUGCUGCUAUUGAAAAGAUGGGAUCAAAGCUUCAUACUUUUAAGAAGUAUCUGAUAUCAAAUGCCGAUGUUAGAGAAAUUGAGGAACAAUAUCAGACUAAUGGCCUUACUAUUCAAUGGGUAAUAAGUGCAAAAACUGUGGUUGAGGAGCUCAGUGAACAGGGAAGCUGUGUUUUGACUAACGAGUUUACUCCUAUAAGCUUUAAAGACUUGGCCAGUUACGCUGAUUCAAAGUCACAAACUGUUGAUAUUAUGGCUGUGGUUGUUGACUCAAUGCCUGUGAUUCCAAUCAAAAGGGAUUCACAGGAAUCCUUUGUCCAGAGAUUUCUCAUUGUGAAUGAAGAGAUGGUCCCUACUGUUCUAUCUCUAUGGAAUAUAUUUGUUGAAAAUGAAGGAAAGCUGCUUACAGAUCACCACAGCAAGCAUCCAGUUCUUAUAUGCCGCAGGCUUAAAGUUGUCACAUACAAUGGAAUAGCACUCUCAACAAGAAAUGACUCAGUCAUUGUUGUUGAUCCUCCUGUUAGAGAUGCUAGAACUCUAAAAAAUUGGGCAUCAAGGAAUGAAAAGGAACUACUUGCCCUCCACCGUGAUAAGCCGUACAAUAACCAGUCUCCUAAAAUGUUUUACGGCCCCCGGCAAAAACUAACUGAAAUAAGAGAUGUUUUGCCAACUGAAAAGAUGUUCAUUCUCUCCCUCCCGCAUAUUUAUUGCAGAUGUCGUUUUGAUAUUGACCUGACCGAUCAUUCUGACACUAUUACGGCUUCAAUUUUUGGUGAACAAGCCGAGACAUUGCUAGGAUUUACUGCUUCACAAGCAAUGCAUUACUUCAACAGGAAUGAAGACCUACCUUUAGCCAAGCUCUAUGAAGAGUUGAAGAAUAAGAUGUUCAUUGUACAGCUUAAACCAGGAAGCACCAAGAAUGAUGGAUCGUAUCAGCGUUACACUAUUGUGUAUUAUUUUGAGGAAAAUGCUGAGACUACCUCUGCUGAAAAUCAGUUGCAUCGUGAUUCAAAUGCUAGCACUGCCAAUGAAAGCUAUCUUCAAAUCAGUACUGAUCAGGCUCCUUCUUGUGUUGCUUCAACUCCAGGCAAAGAAGAAUUGCCAUCUAAAACAUGCCGUUCUCUUCUAAGCAGUCUUGAUGAAUCUGAGGAAGCUACUCCAAAGAGGCAGCGCAAGAAAUGA
Messenger RNA from Coffea arabica (coffee), 1353 nucleotides. NCBI's taxonomy places the organism in Eukaryota, Viridiplantae, Streptophyta, Magnoliopsida, Gentianales, Rubiaceae. The record is from RefSeq and is a predicted model, not a curated record.